Angiostrongylus costaricensis is the source of this 2097-nucleotide messenger RNA. Lineage: Eukaryota; Metazoa; Nematoda; Chromadorea; Rhabditida; Metastrongylidae. The record is from the annotation of a GenBank genome assembly.
AUGCCAUUUUUCCUAGUUUCACAAAACUACCCCAAUUCGGCAUUCGAUUAUGAUCCCUGUACAGUGACAUUCUUUGCAAAGGAUGCAAUUCGUGCUGCCAUAUACGAUCUCAUCACCAUUAACACCGUCCGGUUUAAAGGAUUUGAUCUUUCCCAACAACCAGUUGACAUUUCGCUUCGUUUCGAACCGCGAAUCCACAUUGGAAAGAAUCCGAUCAGGGUUCCGUCCUCUGAGGUUCGAGUUUUGAAAGACAACAUGAAGAUGGGCAGAGCAGAUCCAAGAGAAUCCAAAUGUUCUCCUAAAAGUGGGAAACAUGUGACCGAUGAUGAACCGUUGGCUUUGUACUUCACAAAUACUUUACAAGUAUCGUUUGCCUUCGCUGAUACUCCAACUUCCUAUCGAAGAGGGCUUUACGUCCUUGUGGAUAGUUACAGCAGGAAGAUGAAUUCGACACAGCCCUGUCUAAACGAAGGAAAUUUCGUGCUGGAUACGGGAGAGAAAAUCCCGAUAGGAACAAUCAACUUUGGAAAUGAAACAUAUGCCUCAUAUAUGAAAUGUUCAUACUUAUUCGAAAAUAAUCGAAAGAACCAUCAAAUUGCAAUAGGGAUGGAAUCCGAAACUGAGAAGUGUUGCGAUGUUCUGCUCAUCGGCGGACUCGCUCCACCGCCUGGCGGGCUGUAUAAUUACCAAGGAUUCAUACAGCCUGUAUUUCAAUUUGCCAGCACCAAUAGAGUAUCUCUCGAAUUCACUUCAGAUGGCACCGUUGAAGGGGUUGGAUUUAGCGGAAAUGUGUACAAUAUUGACUGUACGUGCAAUUCCGGCAAUCGUUAUCUAUCUGAGGAGUUUCGCUUUCUACAACUUACCUCUCCUGGUUUACUUUCUGGAGCACCCACUUACUGCCCGAAUAUCAGUUGUUACUGGAUAAUUAAAUUUUCGACUGAGUACGAAAUAGUGUCAAGGAUCUCAACGUUGAGUUUGCGAUCAUAUAUGGAACAAGAUCUGCUGACGAUCAUGGACCGAUUUGGAAGAGUUAUGUUGCGAGCCAACUCCGACGUUACCGGACCGAAAGAAAUGAUAACCACCUCCGGCGAGCUUUCGUUAAACUUCACAACGUCUCCGACCACCGCCUUUCCACUAUCAGCUAUUCAACCAGGAUUCGUAAUCGAAAUUACGCUGUUUAAAAAGAACGUCCGCAGAAAAAAAAUCAUUUUAACGGACGACAAUUUUCUGGUUGAGAUUUCUACAAAAUCGUUCCAUGAAGGAUUAAAUAUCACAUAUGAAUAUGCUCUGUCGGCGCGCCCAGGGAAUACGGUGACAGUUUAUUUCUUGACAACUUUAAAAGAUGUGGUGAAUCUGGAUAUAUACGAUGGUCCUGAUACGGCAGCGACAAUGAUCGAUCCAAGGAUUUUAUAUGAGAACUUCACACAAGAUGGAGAACCCAUGAACGUCGUUUCUUCUCAACAGCACCUUUUGAUUCGAAUUCGCCCUAAUUUAUACAACACCGAAACCAAUCUGGACUUCCGAGCUAUGGUUACAGACUGGCAACAAGAUCGUAAAUGUCCGCCAAUGCUUUGGAGCGCAUCCACUGUUCUACAAACAGACGCUAUUCGACUCACUGGAACUGAUUGCUUAAGUAUUUUUCAUGUCAAUAAAGACUACGAACCUUCCAUAGGAAUCACAGUGGAAUUGGAAAAAAAGUCGUCCCUAUCGCACAUCGCGCUGUUCAAGGACCUUACAACGAACAUAUCUAAUCUCGUGAUGAGUGGACAUGACAGACAGUAUCCCAAUUUCAUCUACGGCAUGUACGUCGUUAUGUUUUACAACUCCACUCAGAACAAUUCCGUCACAUAUUCUUGGCGAAGAGGAAGUUUUGCAACAACAUUACUGAUGUCACCGAACGAGUCCGGCAUAAUAAUGUCAGAAGAUUACCUUCCUGCAUUUCCACUGCCGAGUUUUGAACAGCAGUUUUCUAUCGAACUGGUAGCAGAGAGCCAUUUGAUGAGUGGAAUUAAAAUAGAGUUUCUCAGAGCACCUGGACAAGGACACGGCACAUUUCAAUUCCAACAAUACAAUAGAUUGUUGGAUGACAUUACGUAG